AUGGCAAAGUCAAUCCUCCUCAUCAACGGCCCCAACCUGAACCUCCUCGGUACCCGGGAACCGCACAUCUACGGCUCGACCACACUCUCCCAGCUCGAGAUGCAAUCAAAAGAACACGCCAAGUCUCUCGGCGCAGACCUGCAAUCCUUCCAAUCCAACACUGAGGGCGCCAUUGUCGAGCGCAUACACGCGGCGCGGGGCAACGUCGACGUCAUCAUCAUCAACCCCGCCGCCUACACACACACGAGCGUCGCCAUCCGCGACGCGCUGCUAGGCGUCGAUAUCCCCUUCAUCGAGCUGCACAUUAGCAACACGCACGCGAGAGAGAGCUUCAGACAUCACAGCUAUUUGAGCGACAAGGCGGUUGCGGUUAUCAUGGGGUUGGGAAUUCAUGGAUAUGGGUACGCCAUUGAUCAUGCCGUUAAGAAUAUCAAGCCCAAGGCAUAA
This is a messenger RNA of Colletotrichum lupini, 447 nucleotides long. Its product is annotated as dehydroquinase class II. Gene Ontology annotation, molecular function: 3-dehydroquinate dehydratase activity. The record is from RefSeq and is a predicted model, not a curated record. The transcript has a single exon. Gene Ontology annotation, biological process: quinate catabolic process. The coding region runs from base 1 to 447 and encodes 148 amino acids. NCBI's taxonomy places the organism in Eukaryota, Fungi, Ascomycota, Sordariomycetes, Glomerellales, Glomerellaceae.